AUGGAUUCUAGAUUUCCACAAACAAUAACUGCACAAACAACACUAAAUAAUCACGUUACCGAUCUUGUUAUAAGUAAUUUUGCUAACAAACUUUUUAUAUCAGUAACUCAAUUUGGUAAAAUUGGAAGUUUAGUUCUCGUUCGUCGAGACGUUAAUCUAAACGAAGACUCAUCUCCAGUCUAUUCAAUAAAAUCUCUUCUUGGUAAAGACCAAGCUGAAUAUCAUAUUCUUGCUCGUCAUCUUUACGAACGAUUACAAUUAAAAAAACAACUUCUUUUUGGUUUCGCUUUACAUUCAUUUGCAAAACAAGAUCUUGAAGCUAUUGAAGAAUUCAUUUUGGGUGUUAUUUAUAUAACAUUACGUAGUGCAACAUGGGUACGUUAUGAUCGUCGACGACAGCAUGUUAAAACUUAUUCACGUGAUGAAAUUAAAGCUAAAGGUCUUGACUAUGUUGAACCAACAACACUAGAAGAAGAAUAUGAACAAAUGGUUAAAAAUCAAAAUUUAGAUGCAUGGGAACAAAAAAGAAUUGAACGACCAUGGAAAGAAGAAUCUGAUGAAUCUUAA
Molecule: messenger RNA, 567 nt
Organism: Rotaria sp. Silwood1
Lineage: Eukaryota; Metazoa; Rotifera; Eurotatoria; Philodinida; Philodinidae
Source: the annotation of a GenBank genome assembly